AAGAUAUUUUGUGUAUCCACCCGAACUGAUCAUUGGUCCGACAACCACGUCGCCGUCGCGCCGCCGUCGCCAUCGCCAUCUCAUCCGCUUUCUCUCUCUCUCGUCCCCACCUCUAGGUAGGCGGCAGGCAGCUCGCGCCUCGCCUCGCCCCGCCAGUUUGGUGCACCUGUCCGCGACGCAUCUGCCGGGAACCACCACCAGUAGCCAGUAGCAGCAGCGGCAGCAGCAGCAGGAGGCAGCGUGCCAUGGACCCCGCCGCCGCGGCGCACGUGCCGCUGGGCGCGAUCACCGCCGACGACCUCGCCGCCGCGGGUGGCGCGGCGGAGCUGCACGCGGCGCUGCGGCGUGCGGUCGACGCGCGAGGCGGGGACGGGCCGGCCGCGGUGUGGGGGGAGAUCGCCAGGGCCGUGCUCCGCCCGGGCGUGCCGUUCGCCGUGCACCAGAUGCUCUACUACGGGUGCUACGCCGGGUUCCCGUCCGCCACGCCGCCGACCUGGACACCCGAUCCCGAUGAGGCGGUAUUGACCAAUGUCGGCCGCGUCCUGGAGGCGCGAGGGAGGGAGUUCCUCGGUGAGGCGUACAAGGAUCCAAUCGCUAGCUUCAGCGACUUCCACAGGUUCUCCAUUGAGAAUCCAGAGGCGUAUUGGAAGAUGGUCUUUGAGGAGAUGGGUAUUACUUUCAGUGUGGAGCCAUCUUGCAUCCUGCGGGAGAAUGAUGCUUACCCCGGUGGCGAGUGGUUACCCGGCGCGGUGAUGAAUGCUGCUGCAAAUUGCCUAGCUGUGAAACCUGGGAGGAAUUCCGACGAUGUUGCUAUCGUGUGGAGAGAUGAGGGGAAGGAUUCUGAGCCCCUGAACUUUGUGACUCUUGAGGAAUUGAGGAAAAAAGUCUGCCUGGUGGCAAAUGCACUGGAUGCACUGAACCUGGAUAAGGGAUCUGCAAUUGCGAUUGACAUGCCUAUGAAUGUCAAUGCUGUUGUGAUUUACCUCGCGAUUGUGUUAGCAGGCUAUGUGGUUGUCUCAAUCGCUGACAGCUUUGCUGCGCCUGCAAUAUCAAUGAGGCUAAAGAUAUCAGAAACAAAAGCUAUUUUCACCCAGGAUUACAUCCUUCGAGAUGACAAGGAGUUGCCUUUGUACAGUAGAGUUGUGGAGGCUAAGGCCCCUAUGGCAAUUGUGAUCCCUGUAAGGGGAUCAACACUGGUAAAAGGAUUGCGUGCGGAUGAUCUGUCCUGGGAGGAUUUUCUUGGAAGAGUUAACCAUACCAAGGCCGAUAACUAUACCGCUAUUGAGCAACCUGCAUAUGCCUUCACCAAUAUCCUGUUCUCGUCAGGAACUACAGGGGAGCCAAAGGCAAUUCCAUGGACACACCUAACCCCUCUGAAGUCAGCUGCUGAUGGUUGGUGUCACAUGGAUAUUCAGAGAGGUGAUGUUGUUGCAUGGCCUACUAACCUCGGCUGGAUGAUGGGGCCAUGGCUUGUUUAUGCCUCUUUACUGAAUGGAGCUUCCAUGGCCCUUUACAAUGGCUCCCCAAAUAGUUCAGGCUUUGCAAAGUUUGUACAGGAUGCAAAGGUGACUAUGCUUGGGUUGGUACCUAGUAUUGCUAGGUCAUGGAAAAGUACAGAUUGUACUGCUGGGUUCGAUUGGUCUAACAUUAGAUGUUUUAGUUCAUCUGGGGAGGCAUCCAGUGUGGAUGAUUAUUUAUGGCUGAUGGGAAGAGCUUGCUACAAACCAGUUAUUGAAUACUGUGGAGGCACAGAAAUUGGUGGUGGAUUUGUUGCUGGAUCCUUGCUGCAACCUCAAGCAUUGUCUGCAUUCAGUACACCUGCAAUGGGUUGUAACUUGUUUAUUCUUGACAACAAUGGGAAUCCUCUACCACAAGAUUCUACUGGUACUGGAGAACUUGCGCUUGAUCCAACCUUUUUUGGAGCAUCGACAACACUGCUAAAUGCUGAUCAUCAUGAUGUUUACUUUAACGGAAUGCCAGAAUGGAAUGGGAAAGUCCUUCGGAGGCAUGGGGAUGAAUUUGAGCGUACUGCUGAUGGGUAUUAUAGGGCUCAUGGCCGUGCAGAUGACACAAUGAACCUUGGUGGAAUUAAGGUGAGUUCCAUCGAGAUAGAGCGGAUCUGCAACAGAGUAAAUGACACCAUUCUUGAAACAGCAGCUAUUGGGGUUCCACCUCUGGGAGGUGGCCCCGAACAGUUGACCAUAGCCGUGGUCUUCAAAGACCAAAGCUCACAAACAGAAGAUUUGAAUCAGCUGAAACUAGCAUUCAACACUGCUCUGAAGAAACUGAAUCCUCUUUUCAAGGUUUCUUCAGUUGUAGUAGUCCCUUCACUUCCAAGAACAGCUUCAAACAAGGUCAUGAGAAGAGUCCUCCGCAAGGAGUUCACCCAGCAGCCAAAGCAUUCCAAGAUAUAA
This is a messenger RNA of Oryza brachyantha (malo sina), 2414 nucleotides long. Its product is annotated as probable acyl-activating enzyme 17, peroxisomal. NCBI's taxonomy places the organism in Eukaryota, Viridiplantae, Streptophyta, Magnoliopsida, Poales, Poaceae. The record is from RefSeq and is a predicted model, not a curated record. The transcript is spliced from 14 exons. The coding region runs from base 246 to 2414 and encodes 722 amino acids.